Messenger RNA from Dissoconium aciculare CBS 342.82, 5511 nucleotides. RefSeq names its product putative polyketide synthase. Gene Ontology annotation, biological process: secondary metabolite biosynthetic process; fatty acid biosynthetic process. The record is from RefSeq and is a predicted model, not a curated record. NCBI's taxonomy places the organism in Eukaryota, Fungi, Ascomycota, Dothideomycetes, Mycosphaerellales, Dissoconiaceae. Bases 1 to 5511 code for a protein of 1836 amino acids. The transcript is spliced from 6 exons. Gene Ontology annotation, molecular function: phosphopantetheine binding; 3-oxoacyl-[acyl-carrier-protein] synthase activity; fatty acid synthase activity.
AUGAGCAACGUCAAGGAUACUGCUUCCGGUGGCCCAUCGGCCGCCGUCACGGCCAUUGAUGCGGGCAAGUUGGUCUUCUUUGGGAAUGAGUUCCCGAAUGAUGACCUCAAGGACUUGUUCCGCCGCCUCUACAGACAGAGCAAAGACAGACGGUUUCGACAGCUCUCCGCUUUCCUCGAGGAAGUCACAAGCGUCCUCAAGAAGGAAGUCUCACUCCUGCCUCAACCGAUGAGGGAGGUUGUCCCUCACUUCGACUCAGUCUGCCACCUCAUCGAGCAUGGUGACUUCCGAAAUACACCGCUGGGAGCUGCCAUGGAGAGUGUUUUCCUCACCACACUACAACUUGGAAUGUUCAUCGGUCACUACGAGGCCGAAGGCUUGGCCUGGGAGGCAGUACAGUCUCGCAUCGUUCUUGCUGGUCUGAGCAUUGGUCUAUUCAGUGCUGCAGCUGUCGCUCUCUCUUCCAGCCUCUCCGAUCUUGUCCAAAAUGCUGCAGAGACCUUGAGAGUCUCAUGGCGCCUGGGAGUGUUCGUCGCCGACUUCUCACGGAAGCUCGAGGCUCCUCAGCCUGAUGGCUCGCUCCAGAGUUGGGCCCAUGUUGUUCCGGGAAUGACUCAGGAUGCCGUCCAGCAAGAGCUCAACAAAUUCAACAAAGACACCGGAAGCCCCGAGCUCACCAAAGUUUUCAUCUCCGCCGCCGAUAAAUCGUCCAUCGGUGUCACAGGACCACCGUCCCAACUCAAAGCCGCCUUCCAGCACAGUGGUGUCCUUCGCUAUGCGAAAUCCUUCCCAUUGCCUGUCUAUGACGGCGUCUGCCAUGCCUCGCAUGUGUACAGCGACAGUGACGUCGAUGAGAUCAUCGAAGGUUCAGAGUCGGCUCUGCAGUCAAGUACGAUUCCUGUCAGAGUCGCGCUUUUGUCGACGUGCACUGGCAAGCCAUAUCCCUCAGCCACAGCAGCGGAGCUCUAUCGCGAUAUCUGCAAGGAGCUUAUCACUGGUACCAUCUACAUGGAUGAUAUGACCGACAACAUCGUGCUCGGAUUGAGUAACAUGCGAGGCAUGAAUAAGUGCUACAUUCAGAGCUUCCGCACAAGCUUGAUCCUCCGAAACGUCACGAAUGCGAUCAAAUCGGCUCUCACCGAAGCUGAAGUCAGCAACGUCGACUUCCUGGACUGGGCGUUCAAGGAAUACGGUGCCCGACGAGCUGCCACUGCAGCUGAUGCCAAACUCGCCAUAGUCGGUAUGGCCUGCCGCAUGCCAGGCGGUGCCGAUGAUCUCGACAAGUUCUGGGAACUUAUCAGUUCGGGUCGUGACACUCACACUACCAUCCCUGAGAGUCGCUUUGACCUUGCUACGCAUUACGACCCUACCGGAAAGACCGAGAAUGCAACUCAGACUCCGUACGGUAACUUCCUACAGGAUCCAGGCCAUUUCGAUGCAGCCUUCUUUCAGAUGAGCCCACGGGAGGCUGAGCAGACAUGCCCUAUGCAGCGGUUGGCUUUGGUUACUGCUUACGAAGCACUCGAGAUGGCCGGUACAGUUUCUGGCCGCACUGCUUCAUCUGACCCGUCGCGAAUUGGCACAUACUACGGUCAGGCCAGUGACGAUUGGCGUGAGCUUAACGCUUCGCAAAAUAUUGGUACUUAUGCCGUGCCUGGGGGUGAACGAGCAUUUGCCAACGGUCGCAUCAACUACUUCAUGAAGUUUAGUGGACCUUCUCUCAACAUAGACACUGCUUGUUCAAGCUCUGCUGCUGCCAUCAAUGCCGCCUGCUCUGCGCUUUGGGCUGGGGAGGUCGAUACUGCUAUCGCUGGAGGAUUGAACGUCAUUACCGACCCUGACAACUACGCGGGUCUCUGCAAUGCCUUCUUCCUUUCCAAGACGGGCCAGUGCAAGGUGUGGGAUAAGGACGCUGACGGCUAUUGCCGAGCUGAGGCCAUAGCCAGUGUUGUGAUCAAGCGGCUCGAAGAUGCCGAAGCUGACAAUGACAAAAUCCUCGCCGUCGUUCUGUCUGCAAAGACCAACCACUCGGCUGAUGCAAUCUCCAUCACCCAUCCCCAUGCGGGUGCUCAGGAGAGCAACUACCGCAACACAGUAUACCGCGCGGGCAUUAACCCGCUCGAUGUAGGCUACGUCGAGAUGCACGGAACCGGCACUCAGGCUGGAGAUGCUGCUGAAUCGCAGUCCGUGUUGAGCGUUUUCGCUCCUGCAACACACGGCAGGAAAGCUGACCAGCCAUUGUUGCUCGGUGCAGUCAAGAGUAAUGUCGGCCACUCGGAAGCUGCUGCCGGCAUCACUUCAUUGAUCAAGGCUCUGCUUGUUUUCCAGAAUGGAAUGGUCCCGAGACACAUUGGUAUCAAGACCGAAGUGAAUCCGGCAAUUCCAAAAGAUCUAGCUCGACGACAGGUCACUUUGCCGCUGGAGAAUGCCGCAUGGCCGCGUCCUGCCGGAAAGAAGCGAACAGCACUCGUGAACUCUUUCGGCGCUCACGGAGGUAACACCACGAUUCUUCUGGAGGACGGCCCGGAAGUGGAGAAACUUCUGCUUACAGGCGACCGCACCUCGCAUGCUUUUACCAUCUCCGCCAAGAGCAAGAACUCGCUCGUUGGCAAUAUUCAGAACCUUCUCUCCUACUUGGAGAAGAACCCUGGGGUCAACCUUGCUAAUAUUUCCUACACUGUCUGCAGCCGGAGACUUCACCAUAGCUUGCGUCUCGGAACCACAGUCUCUAACAUCUCUCAGCUGAAGAAGUUCCUCGAGACCUCCGCGGCGAAGCUGGAAGUCAAGUGCAUUCCAAUGAACGCGCCUUCUGUCGUUUUCACUUUCACCGGUCAGAGUGGAUCGCUGCGCGGUAAACGCCAAGAGCUCCUCGACCAAUCUCCCUACUUCCGCAGCCAAGUAUCUCAGCUCGACAGGAUCGUGCAGCGAUUGGGAUUUCCCUCUAUUAUGCCCAUUCUCGAAGGUACUGCCGAAGAAACCGCUGAUUCGCCUGUCCUCAGUCAGCUCAGCAUCGUUGUUCUGGAGAUCGCCCUUGCACACUACUGGUUCAACCUUGGCAUUCGUCCAGCAGCUGUAGUCGGACACAGUCUUGGGGAAUACAGCGCUCUUGCUAUAGCAGGCUGCAUCUCCUUCGCCGAAGCCCUCAACAUUGUUGGUCGCCGCGCGCAACUCACAGAGAAGCUCUGCAAAGCUGGUAGCCACUCCAUGCUCUCUGUCCGCGCGACACCCGAGGCUAUUCAGACCGCUGUUGAGGCAGAGAAAGAUGCUGGCGAGCUCGUUUACAAAAUCACUUGCAUCAACAGCCAUGCUGACACCGUCAUUGGUGGUGACAAGGACAUAAUCGGGAAGCUUCGACUUAUUCUUGAGAGGCUCAGCUUUAAGUGCACCUUGCUUGAGCUUCCCUACGCCUUCCAUACUGCACAAAUGGAUGUCAUUCUCGAAGACCUCGGCAAAAUUGCUUCCGGUGUCCACUUCAAGGCCCCGAGCGUGCCCGUUAUCUCCCCUAUCAUGGGCAGUGUCAUUUUUGAUGGCAAGACCGCAAACGCCGAAUACCUCAAGCGACACACCCGCGAGACUGUCAACUUUGCUGCGGCAAUCGACGCCGCACAUGACAUGGGUAUUGUCGACGAAAAGACCAUGUGGGUCGACAUCGGGCCACACCCGGUCUGCACUACCUUCGUCCGCAGCUUGAUUCCGGAGGCCCGUGUCGCAGCAUCGUGCCGUCGCAAUGAGGACAACCUUACCACUAUCGCCAAGAGUCUCAUCAUUCUGCAUCUCGCAGGAGUACCUGUGAAGUGGAACGAGUUUUACAAGCCGGAUGAGGCCUCUCUUUCCCUUCUAACCUUACCCAAGUACAGCUGGAACAACACCAACUACUGGAUUCCCUACAUUGGUACUUGGACUCUUGACAAGGCCAAGCUCAAGUACGGUGAGCCUGAUAAGCCCGCGGAGAAGCAGAAUGUCGCCGUCUCCACAUUCCGUACUUCGUUGAUUCACACUGUCGUUGAGGAGACUGUGAGCGCCGAGGGCGUCUACAUGCGCGCGAUUAGCGAUAUGCAGCAAGGAGAAUUCUUUGAGAGCAUCUGGGGUCACCAGAUGAAUGGAUGUGGUGUUGCGACAUCGUCCAUCUGGUCUGAUAUGGUCUUGUCUGCCGGCGAGCAUCUAUACAAGCUCCUGGUCCCUACUGCCAAAGAUGUGCACAUGCGAUUCCAAGACUUUGAGGUCUUGCAUGCGCAGAUCGCUUCCAAAACCCCCGGCAUCUCUCAAUUGCUGGAGUUGGAAGCCCAGCUCGAUGCUGCUUCUGGCACCAUGACUACGCGCUUCUUUAAUGUCGAUUCCACGACCGGCAAGCGCCACGAUGAGCACUUCGCCUCUGGUCUCGUGUCAUUCGAGGACCCUAAUCGAUGGACUGCCGAGUGGUCUCGAGUCGAGCACUUGAUCCUCGGACGGAUUGACGCUCUGGACCAGCUGGCCGCUACUGGCAAGGCCAGCAGACUUAACAAGAAUAUGGCUUACACAUUGUUCAAGAAUGUCGUCGAUUACGCCGACCGUUACCGGGGCAUCGAUGACGUUGUCAUUAACGAUCACGAAGCGUUUGCAAACAUUACCUUGACCAACGACCGUCAUGGAAGCCAUCACACUCCGCCCCACUGGAUUGAUAGUGUCUGCCACUUGGCGGGCCUGAUCAUGAACGGCAGCGAUGCAUCCAACACCCGCGACUACUUCUACGUCACACCUGGCUGCGAGAGCUUCCGUCUGCAUAAACCUCUCGAGGCAGGCGGUAAGUACCGCAGCUAUGUUCGUAUGUUCCAGCUUCCCUCGGAGAACUUCGGCGGUAGUAUCGUCUACGGCGGUGAUGUCUACAUUUUCCAGGGUGACACCGUCGUGGGCAUGGUCGGCCAGAUUCGCUUCCGUCGCGUUCCUAGGAUGCUGAUGGAUCGCUUCUUCAUUGCACCGGACGCCAAUACGUCAACCUCUCAUGCAGCCCCGGUCGCUGCCCUCAAGCCAGCAUCCACUGUCGCCGUUGCCGCGUUCAAGAAGGAUGCUCCUCCAGUUCCGAUCAAGAAGGCUCAGCUAUCAACUCCUCCCGCAUCUAUCCCCAUUAUUCCCCAGCGCAUCGACAUCACUCCUUCGAAGCAACAGGCGAAGCCAAGAUUUGGCCCAGUGGAACCUCUUACGCCUCCUUCCGAAGAAACCCUCGAGAAGGUAUACCCCGAACCCAUCGCCGCUGCCGCACCUGCGACGCCAGCUCCCUCCGUCACCGAAAUUACCAUCGAAGCUCCCGCUGGCGUCGCAGGACACUGUCUGCAAGUCAUCGCCCGCGAGACCAAUCUGCCCAUGGAAUCUCUCGCUGAUGAGGCGGCAUUCGCGGACCUGGGAAUCGACUCCCUGCUCUCGUUAGUACUGGCAGAGAAAUUCCGCGCUGAGGUCGGUAUUGAGAUCAAGAGCUCGCUGUUCUUGGAGUGUCCGACGAUUGGCGAAAUGAAGGCUUGGCUGACACAGAACUGUUGA